AUGCCGGAGGAGGAUAGCGGCAACGGGGCGGCGCCGGAGCGGCUGACAUGGCCGGAGGAGCUGGAGCUUCCGGCGCUGCUCGCGGCGGAGAAUGUGCGGUCGCUCCACGAGACCAUCCACAGCGAGUGGGGGUCUCUGCUGCGGUCGGCGUGCCAGACGGCGGCCGGCAGGGCCCUGUGGAAGCAGGUGAUUCGCGAUCCCCUCGCCGAGGUUCUUGCCGGGGAGAGCUACCUGAGGAGCCUCCACGACAAGAUACGCAGCGACCAGCUGAACCGCGCGCGGGAGGUGUCCGGGGUGAUCAUCGCGGUGCGGACGCUGUGGUUCGACUCCAGGCUGGAGAAUGCCGUCGGCGCAUUCGCCGGCGGCGAGGCCCAGGUCGUCCUCCUGGGGGCCGGUACGUAGCUGGCGAUGAUCUCCGAUAUCAUACACCUUUAUAAUAAUAAUUCAAAGAGUGUAGGGAUGAAGAAUUGAAAGUACGACUCUGUUUGCCACACGCAGGUAUGGAUACGAGGGCCUACCGGCUGGGUUGCUUGAGCAGAAGCAGCGUCUUCGAGGUGGACUUCCCCGAGCUCCUAGAAACGAAGGAAGCGCUCCUGCGGGAAGCGCUCGGCUCCGCAGAGGAGCAGGGGGCGGCGGUCAUGGCGAGGUCUUUGAUCAGGGUUGCAGCGGACAUCGGAGAGAGUGAAUGGCUGGAGAAGCUCCAGAGGAGCGGGUUUGCUCCCGAGAAGAACACGGUGUGGCUGCUGGAAGGGAUUCUCUACUACCUCUCGCACCAGGCUGCCGUGCAGCUGCUCCAGUCGAUAGCAGAUAACUGCUCCUCCACCCGAUCUGUGCUCCUCGCAGACUUCAUGAACGAGUCUUGUGUCUCCCUCUCCCAUUCCACCUUCAAAUUCCACUGUGAUUGGCCUGAUCACUUGCUGCCGACUUUAGGGUUUUCGCAAGUAAAGCUGUCACAGAUUGGGGAUCCUGAUGCCCACUUUGGGCUGAUGCACGAUCCUGAGAAUCUGUUCAACAGGCUCAGGAACCUGCCUAGAUCUAUGCAGACCCACCCGGAUGACGGAACGCCUUGUCGCAGGCUGUAUCUGGUAGAAGCCUCGGGCUCCGCUCAGGAAGGAACCAGAUAG
Molecule: messenger RNA, 1124 nt
Organism: Spirodela intermedia
Lineage: Eukaryota; Viridiplantae; Streptophyta; Magnoliopsida; Alismatales; Araceae
Source: the annotation of a GenBank genome assembly